Molecule: messenger RNA, 1416 nt
Organism: Triticum turgidum subsp. durum (durum wheat)
Lineage: Eukaryota; Viridiplantae; Streptophyta; Magnoliopsida; Poales; Poaceae
Source: the annotation of a GenBank genome assembly
AUGCAUGAGACAAACACCAUAGAGCGACCGCAGCCCAGACUUAGCACAUCGAUGGCCAUGGGGAUCAAGAACACUCUCCAAUGCGUUGUGUUCCUGAUGGCGCUCAUCAUGACCCACCUGAUACCGCCUGCCGAUGCUGAUGCAGGCAGCCCAAAAGUCGUCAUGGCUAGCUCGGGCGCUGGUUCAAGCUUCCGACUGGUAGCCCACCAUGACUAUGCACUGCGCGACGACGGCUUCCUCCAAGUCCAGAGCCGGCUGGACGACCUUCUUCCAUCGGAGGCGAACGUCAACACCCUCCGCCCACCUAUGGCCUCACCAAUCGAUAUGGCUUUCAGCGUGGUCGUUGGCUUGGGCUCGGGCAAAGGCCGGCACGACUACAACCUCAAGCUCGACGCCUCGGGUAGCCUGGUGUGGCUGCAGUGCAAGCCCUGCAAUCCGAAGCAGCCACAGCGCGGCCCCCUGUUCGACCCCAAGGCCUCGUCCACCUUCCAGCAGGUCGCCGGCACGAGCCAGAUCUGCCACCCGCCGUACCCCAUGGAGCCCGCAGGGCAGCAGUGCUCCUUCCACCUGUCCGGCGAGCACGGCAUGUCGGUGCACGGCUUCGUGGCCUUGGAGAACCUCACCAUGGGGCCAGAGUCCAUGAAGGAGUUGGUCUUCGGGUGCGCGCACUCGACGGAACACUUCAACAGCCAGCGCACCUUCGCGGGCGUCGCGGCCAUGGGUAAGAUGCCCACCUCGCUCGUCAUGCAGGUCGCGGCGCGCGGGCAGACGCAGUUCUCGUACUGCCUCUUCUCCGGCGGGGCUAGCCGGCAUGGCUUCCUCCGGUUCGGCGCCGACGUGCCUCGCCGGCCGGGCCUCCGAACAACCAAGAUCCUCCCGGCGCUGGACGCGCACGAGUCGCAGUACUACGUGAGCCUAGUGGGCAUCAGCCUGGACGCGAAGAGGCUGACGGGGGUCAGGCCGGAGAUGUUCGCCCGGCGGCACGGCGGGCAGGGCGGGUGCGUGAUUGACCCCGGCACGCCGCUGACGGUGCUGGUCCGGGAGGCGUACCGCGUCGUGGAGGAGGCCGUGUGGAGCGACCUGCGGCGGAACAGGGCGGAGCGCAUGCAGCGACAGGGCUACGGGCUGUGCGUCCGCAAGACCGUCGAGAUCAAGCGGCACCUCCAGUCGCUGUCCUUCCAUUUCGCGGAGGAGACGGCGAGGCUGGUCGUCAAGCCGGAGCAGCUGUUCACGGUGGUGGAGAGCAAGCUCCACGGGGCCGCCCUGUGCCUUGCCAUGAUCCCGGGCGAGCGGACGGUCAUCGGGGCACUGCAGCAGGUGGACACAAGGUUUGUGUAUGACCUCAAAGACGCCAAGCUGUCCUUCGUGUCAGAGCCGUGCUCUCAGGACACCGCCGGUGUGGAAUCAACUGAAUGA